Messenger RNA from Chelonia mydas (Green sea turtle), 3687 nucleotides. It is a transcript of the gene RIOX2, whose product is annotated as ribosomal oxygenase 2. Gene Ontology annotation, cellular component: nucleolus. Lineage: Eukaryota; Metazoa; Chordata; Testudines; Cheloniidae. The record is from RefSeq and is a predicted model, not a curated record. The transcript has 10 exons. The coding region runs from base 379 to 1788 and encodes 469 amino acids. Gene Ontology annotation, molecular function: histone H3K36 demethylase activity; histone H3K4 demethylase activity.
CUGCCCUAAGGUGCUCGACAGUAAAUUCAUACUAACAAAACUUUUAUCUCCGCUCAACCCGCUCCUAGCCUCCGCACGGACACGCAGGAGAGGGCUGGUAAAACGACAUGCACGGCUCCUCCGGCCGCGGCCCUCUCCCCUUCGCCGGGGGCGAUUAGCAAGGCCUGUGGCUGCAUUUUAACUCAAGCCAGGGAGAGCGGGAAUAACCACCCGGCUGCCGCCGCCGCCACCUCAGGGGAGACCCAGCAGCGGCGGCGGCGGGAAGAGCCGCGCGGACCAACCACCUCCGGGCCCGGCCCUGCCCAACCCUUUCCUUCCGCCCGCCCCGCGCCCGCGCGCGCGGCCCCGUCACGCUCCCGCCGCGCGCCCUGCAGGAACAUGUCGAAGAAAGGAGGGAAACAAGCCGAAACAGGAAGGAAAGUACAUGUACCAUGUAAACGAGCAAAGGUGGAAGCAUCUUGCCCAUCUUCACCUAUGAACUAUGAAAGCCCAGACAGUGUCUUUGAAAGUUUGAUCUUUCCCAUCGAACAAGAGAAGUUCUUCAAGGAGUACUGGGAACAAAAGCCAUUACUUAUUCAGAGAGAUGACCCUUCAGUGGCUGCUUACUACCAGUCUCUCUUCCAAUUAAUGGAUUUGAAGGAGCUGUCCAGCCAGGGUUUUUACUAUGGAAGAGAUCUUAAUAUCUGCAGAUGUGUGAAUGGAAAAAAGAAGGUUUUAAAUAAAGAUGGCAAAGUGAACUAUAUGCAGCUGAAGAGAGACUUUGAUCAGAAAAAAGCAACGAUACAGUUUCACCAGCCUCAGAGAUUUAAGGAUGAGUUGUGGAGGAUCCAGGAGAAGCUGGAAUGCUACUUUGGCUCUUUGGUUGGCUCCAAUGUUUACAUUACUCCUCCAGGAUCCCAGGGUCUGCCUCCCCACUACGAUGAUGUUGAGGUGUUUAUCCUUCAGCUGGAAGGAGAGAAACACUGGCGUCUCUACAAACCUACUGUACAUUUAGCUCGAGAGUACAAUGUUGAAUCAGAGGAUCGGAUUGGGAAUCCAACACAUGAAUUCAUAUUAAAGCCAGGAGAUUUGUUAUACUUUCCAAGAGGAACUAUCCACCAAGCUGACACUCCUCUGGGGGGAUCAUAUUCUACUCAUGUGACCAUCAGCACCUACCAAAACAAUUCUUGGGGAGAUUUCUUGUUAGAUGCGAUUCCUGGGCUUGUGUUUGAUACAGCGAAGGAAGAUGUGGCUCUACGGACAAGUAUACCAAGGCAACUACUGAUGGUGGAUAUAGCUGACUCAACAAGGAGAUUAAGCAGCUUUCUGAGAAGUCUUGCAGACCAGCUGGAAAACACCAAAGAACUGAGAUCUUCUGACAUGAAGAAGGAUUUCAUUAUGAACCGAUUACCGCCUUUCUUGGGGAACAGCCCUGAUCCCUUGGCUCCAGGUGGAAAAUUACCAAAAUUAGACAGCAAAAUCAGAUUGCGGUUUAAAGAUCAUGCCAUAAUUACAGUGGAACCCGAUCAAGAAAAUUCUGAUGAGCGUCGCAAAGAGAUGGCUUAUGUCUAUCACUCUUUAAAGAACAGGAGAGAGAGGCACAUGAUGGGAAAUGAGGAUGAUGACACUAAUGAAGAAGGGAUAUCUGAGACUCAUGGAUUACGUUUCCCUUUAUCGUACAUGGAUGCACUGAAACAAAUCUGGAGAAGUGCUACUGUCGCUGUUAAGGAACUGAGCCUCAAGUCCGAUGCAGAGAAACAGAACCUUGUGUUAUCACUCUGGACUGAAUGUCUCAUUGAGGUAAUCUGAGUCUUUCAAAAAUCAGCCAUGGUCCUGGAGCCUAACAUUUCAUCCUUGGAGUACGUACUGACAAAGGACAAUCUGAUUCCUCCUCUUCCAUGGAGCUGGAUUUAUACAAGCCAGCAAGGCUGCCGAGGAAGGGUGUGUGGUUUAAUCUCCACCUCUCAAAGCAACCUAGGUGGUGGUGCUGUCCCCUACACAAUAGCUCAGUGGUUAAAACACUUAAGAUGUGGGAGACCUGGCUUCAAAUCCCCAAACCAGUCUCUCCCAUUGAGGUUCUUCCUCUUAAGGGAUUAAAGUGGCUUUGCACAUAUACAGUGGUGGAAAUUUAGAUGUCCACAGCAUGGGGGAGGCAAGAGUUGUCAGGAUCUAAAUGCCUAAUGUAGCAGUGAGGGCUGGAUCCACUCAAUAAGAAACCGGUCCACUGCACUGAGCAUCUAGUAAAAUUGUGUUGCUCUUCUCACAGGGUUGCCUCAUUUACUAAGUAAAACUAACAAUAAAAAGUAUGACUCAACUAUGGUGGCUUUUCUUGGGUAAAUGUCUCACUAGGUCAUAGAAUUUGACUGCAGCACAAAGCCAUGCUAAAAAUUAAGCCCAGUGAGACUAACAGUAUUGGUUCUCAAAUACCCAUCUUAUUUUUGCUGAUCCUGCUUGGUUUCCCCCUUACUAGUGUUAAAAGGGGUCAUAGGUGUAGAACUGGACCAAAAGCUACUUGUUAGCUGAAAUCUCAGCUGCUGCGUGGUUGUUUUUUUUUGCUAAUUUUAAUAUCCAACAUGGAGCAAACGCUGGGGCCUCUGACACAUUUAUAAAAUAUGCUUAACCAUGACGAAAUAUCUACCUGUCUUUUGUUGCACAGCAUAGUGGAAGUAGAAGAAUUUAAAGUAUGGCCAUUAGUUACCUAGAAGCUGAACUACCCAGUGGCAAAUAAAUGUGACUAACUCCCAUUUCAAGCCUACAGUUGUCUUUGCUCUCAUCUCAUGUAACUCUUGAAGCAGAGGCCCUGUUUAUCAGGGAAAACUCAAGCAAACUACUAAGGUGGGGCAACAGGCCUAGUCCAAGUAAAUGACUUGUGGUAAGGUAGGCUAACCUGUUUUCACAGCUCUGCACAUCCUCAACGAGGAAGUGAGCCUGCCUGUAAAGAGGCAGAGAUAAGUACAAAAACAUUCAUUCUGCUUCGUGUCCCAAACCUGAGCCACAAAGACAACUCUGGCUAUAGCUGUGUUGUCAGUCCCUGGGAAAACAAACAGGUUAAAAAAAUUGUGCCUUUUCUCCACAGCCUUGGGAGAUAGCUGGUUACCUCAAUACUAUCGCAUCUCCACCUUUUUAAAAAAAGGUAUGACUUUGUAGGAAAUAUUACAGUUACUUGAGACAUAUCAUCACAUGCGAACAAAAAAAUACCUUCCACUGAAAAGGUGACAAUUUCAGGGAUGAGUGAAACAGUGCUAGAAAAUUUUAAAGGUAGCAUCUCUGAUGGAAUUUAGCUAGACACUCCUGUUAUUGCGAGAAGUGCCAUUAAUUUUAGUAACCAUAAAGGCAUUUCUAAACGUAUGCACAUCUUCCAGCAUGUUAUCCCCCUAACACUGAAUAACCAGUAGCACUUGAGUAUUCCCUGCAUAUCUCCCAUAUGCAGGUACUCUGAAAUGGCUUCACAAACUUGAGGGGCAAAGGUAAAAUGCAGAUUGUUGUAAUAAUUGUUCCUGUGCAGUAAGAAUGAAAUAAUGCUUGCAUUAUAUUUCAUUUAAAUAUGAAGAUUUUUAAUCCACAGGGGGGAGAAGAGGUGUCAGUGUAUACAUGCCAUUUGAACUGGUGUUCUUGGGAAGGAAGUCACUUCAGCGAUUUUUGUUCCUUAUUGUCUUUGCUAAAAAUAAAAUUAUUGCAUUUACGCAGUACAAAAUACUACAAGCUAAA